UUCAAUAGAAAAAUGAGGACUUUUAUGUCGAUAUUUUUUCUUUGCUUUGCUAGCCAAAUUUUGUUGCAUUAUUUCCUGUCAUCAGCAAUUACUGUUGCUUUUGCUUUGAGUUCACAGACUGAUAAACUUGCUUUGCUUGCUUUGAAAGAAAAGCUUACAAAUGGUGUGUCUGAUUCUCUGCCAUCAUGGAAUGAGUCUCUACAUUUCUGUGAAUGGCAAGGGAUUACAUGUGGUCGUCGUCACAUGAGAGUCAUUUCUUUGCAUUUGGAGAAUCAAAUAUUGGGUGGUACUCUCGGACCAUCAUUGGGAAAUCUAACAUUUCUUAGAAAACUCUACCUUUCAAACGUCGACUUGCAUGGUGAAAUUCCAAAACAAGUUGGUCGUUUGAAGCGGCUGCAAAUUCUUCACUUAACCAACAACAGCAAACUUCAAGGAGAGAUUCCUAUGGAGCUCACUAAUUGCUCAAAUAUCAAAGUAAUUAAUCUGGGCUUCAAUCAACUCAUUGGAAGAAUUCCGACAAGGUUUGGGUCAAUGAUGCAACUCAUUCGAUUGAAACUCCGUGGCAAUAAUCUAGUUGGUACUAUCCCAUCCUCCCUAGGAAAUGUUUCAUCACUCCAAAAUAUAUCACUUACACAAAAUCACCUGGAAGGAAGCAUACCUGAUUCUUUGGGUAAGUUGUCAAGUUUGAAUUUAUUGUAUCUAGGUGGAAAUAAUUUGUCAGGUGAAAUUCCUCAUUCACUUUACAACCUAUCAAAUAUGAAAUCUUUUGAUCUUGGGGUAAACAACUUAUUCGGUAGUCUUCCAUCAAAUAUGAAUCUUGUUUUUCCCAAUCUUGUAGAAUUCUUGGUAGGAGUGAAUCAAAUGACCGGGAAUUUUCCGCCUUCAGUAUUCAACCUCACUGAAUUGCGAUGGUUUGAUUUAGGAGAUAAUUUUUUUAACGGGCCAAUACUUCUUACUUUGGGUAGAUUAAUUAAACUUGAAUUUUUUCAAAUCGCCAAAAAUAAUUUUGGGAGUGGAAAGGCUCAUGAUUUGGACUUUCUUUUCCCGCUAACCAACUGCACUGAAUUGACAGAGCUUGUUCUUCAUGAAAAUAGAUUUGGUGGGGAAUUGCCACAUUUUACAGGAAACUUUUCAACCCAUCUUAGUUGGCUUGAUAUGGGGAUGAAUCAAAUAUAUGGAGCCAUACCUAAAGGAAUUGGACAACUUACCGGUUUAACAUACUUAGACAUAGGAAACAAUUUCCUUGAGGGAACAAUACCAAAUUCAAUUGGAAAGUUAAAUAAUCUAGUGAAAUUGUUCUUGGGAGAAAACAAAUUAUAUGGUAAUAUUCCUAAUAGUAUUGGCAAUCUUACUAUGUUGUCUGAACUAUAUUUGAAUAGAAAUAAAUUUCAAGGAAGCAUUCCAUUUACCCUGAGAUAUUGUACCAACUUGCAGUCAUUAAACAUUUCUGAUAACAAAUUGAGUGGUCAUAUACCCAACCAAACAAUUAGCUAUCUAGAAAAUUUAGUAGACCUUGACUUGUCUAUAAACUCCCUGACUGGCCCCCUUCCUUUAGGGUUUGGUAACUUGAAGCAUAUUUCUAGUUUGUAUCUAAAUGAAAACAAGUUGUCUGGUGAAAUCCCAAAUGACCUAGGUGCUUGUUUUACAUUAACAAAGCUUGUGUUGAAGAACAACUUUUUCCAUGGAGGUAUACCUUCAUUCUUGGGUUCUUUAAGAUCUUUAGAAAUAUUAGACAUUUCUAAUAACAGUUUCUCAAGUACAAUACCCUUUGAACUAGAAAAUCUCACACUUUUAAAUACUUUGAACCUGUCUUUUAACAAUCUCUAUGGUGAUGUUCCCGUAGAAGGUGUCUUUAGCAAUGUUUCGGCAAUUUCAUUAACCGGAAACAAAAACCUUUGUGGAGGAAUACUUCAAUUGAAACUUCCUCCAUGUUCAAAGUUACCCGCCAAAAAACACAAAAGAUCACUCAAAAAGAAACUUAUCCUUGUCAGUGUAAUCGGCGUGGUUUUGAUCUCUUUCAUAGUUUUUAUAAUUUUCCAUUUUCUUCCAAGAAAGACCAAAAUGUUACCUUCUUCACCAUCUUUGCAAAAAGGGAAUUUGAUGAUUACUUAUAGAGAGCUACAUGAAGCAACCGAUGGCUUUUCUUCAUCCAAUUUGGUUGGAACAGGAAGUUUUGGUUCUGUUUACAAAGGAUCUCUUCUCAACUUUGAAAAACCCAUUGUUGUAAAGGUGUUGAAUCUUAAAACACGUGGAGCAGCAAAGAGUUUCAAAGCAGAAUGUGAAGCUCUAGGAAAGAUGAAGCACCGAAAUCUUGUCAAGAUCCUAACUUGUUGUUCAAGCAUUGAUUAUAAGGGUGAAGAGUUCAAGGCUAUUGUUUUUGAGUUCAUGCCUAAGGGAAGUCUAGAAAAGCUUCUGCAUGAUAACGAAGGGUCUGGAAAUCAUAAUCUCAGCCUCAGACACAGAGUUGACAUUGCUCUUGAUGUAGCUCAUGCACUCGAUUAUCUUCACAAUGGUACAGAGAAAUCCAUAGUUCACUGUGAUAUUAAGCCGAGCAACGUUCUUCUGGACGAUGACACUGUAGCCCACUUGGGAGACUUUGGCUUAGCUAGGCUCAUUCUUGGAACCAGAGACCAUUCAAGUAAAGAUCAAGUUAAUUCUUCCACAAUUAAGGGAACUAUAGGAUAUGUUCCUCCUGAAUAUGGAGCAGGUGUUCCAGUAUCUCCACAGGGAGAUGUUUACAGCUUUGGGAUUCUACUGUUAGAGAUGCUCACUGGAAAGAGACCAACAGAUAGCAUGUUUUGCGAGAAUCUUAGCCUUCACAAAUUCUGUAAGAUGAAAAUUCCCGUAGAAAUUCUUGAGAUAGUGGAUUCACAUUUGCUUAUGCCAUUUCUUAAAGAUCAGACACUAAUGAUGGAGUGUCUAGUGAUGUUUGCUAAAAUAGGAGUUGCAUGUUCCGAAGAAUUCCCUACUCAUCGAAUGUUGAUAAAAAAUGUUACAGUGAAGUUGCUGGAAAUUAAGCAGAAGUUGCUCUGCUAGGUACUACUACUACCUUGAGAUGAAAAUAAGUUGUUCGCUUGGAUGAUUGAAAAGUUUUAUAUUCCUCAUGUGUAACACACAGGGAGAAAAUUAGUUCAAUAUAUACCUGUCAUGAGAUUCAUGUUUGUUUUACAUAAAAUACUAUUAUUAUUUAUACAUACUAUGGUGGAGAUAAUAAUUUUCA
Messenger RNA from Medicago truncatula (barrel medic), 3220 nucleotides. RefSeq names its product probable LRR receptor-like serine/threonine-protein kinase At3g47570. Lineage: Eukaryota; Viridiplantae; Streptophyta; Magnoliopsida; Fabales; Fabaceae. The transcript has 2 exons. Gene Ontology annotation, molecular function: ATP binding; protein kinase activity; protein binding. Gene Ontology annotation, biological process: protein phosphorylation. The coding region runs from base 13 to 3036 and encodes 1007 amino acids. The record is from RefSeq and is a predicted model, not a curated record.